This is a messenger RNA of Phragmites australis (common reed), 1904 nucleotides long. RefSeq lists its product as uncharacterized. Gene Ontology annotation, cellular component: mitochondrion. The coding region runs from base 82 to 1623 and encodes 513 amino acids. The record is from RefSeq and is a predicted model, not a curated record. NCBI's taxonomy places the organism in Eukaryota, Viridiplantae, Streptophyta, Magnoliopsida, Poales, Poaceae. The transcript is spliced from 13 exons. Gene Ontology annotation, molecular function: protein-arginine omega-N symmetric methyltransferase activity.
GAUAGGGCCGAUCGGACCAUCCCUGCAGCGAGGCAUUGCUCCCUCUCCUCCGCUCCUCGACUAGCGGCGAGCGCGUUGGGGAUGCGGCCGACUCGACGCCGGCCUUGGGCUCCUUGUAUAGAUCCGCCGCGCCCUGCGGGAGUCGGGUUUGGGUACGGACCCAAAAAAGAGCUCUUUGUUGCCUAUUCCUCUGUACCCAAGUCGGGUCGGACUCGGAAGCACCGCACCUGUUUCGGAAAGGAACGGAAACUUGCGCCGCGCCGCGCCGCGCCGCCGCCUCAGCUAAUGGCACCGGCGUUCUCGGCACACGUCCCCGCGCUCCGACGCGCAGCGCUGCACGCGCGGUGUGCCCCGGCGGCGCUGUUCUCAUCGGGGUUCGUCGCCAGCGACAAGCCCAUCCUGGUGCGCGACUUCGUUAGGUCGGCGCUGUACGACCCCAACCAUGGUUAUUUCUCCAAACGGGCGGCGCCGGUGGGCGUGCUCGACGCCAGCAUCCGCUUCAACCAGCUCGAGGGGAGGAGUGCGUAUAUGCAUCAUCUUGAUAAGCUGUAUAAGAAGCAUGACAUCGCUUGGUUUACUCCUGUGGAGCUCUUUAAGCCAUGGUAUGCCUAUGCAAUAGCAGCAUCAAUUCUGCGUACAGCAAAUCUUUCGGUCCCAUUGAAGAUAUAUGAGAUUGGUGGUGGUUCUGGGACAUGUGCAAAGUGCAUACUUGAUUACAUGAUGCUGAAUGCCCCGCCAAAAGUCUACAAUGAUAUGAAAUACAUCUCAGUAGAGAUUAGCUCCUCUCUUGCCGAGAAGCAAUUGAAAACUGUCGGUGAAGUUCGAAGCCACUUGUCGAAGUUUAUGGUGGAGCACCGUGAUGCAACUAACAGAUCUGGAUGGGGCCGCAGGGAUCCUCGUCCAUGUUGGGUGCUAAUGCUAGAGGUACUUGACAAUCUACCACAUGACCUUGUCUAUUCACCAGAUCAGGUCUCUCCAUGGAUGGAAGUGUGGAUUGAAAAAGUAAAUGGCAGUUCACAAGUCUCUGAGGUCUACAAACCACUAAAAGACCCAUUAAUGUCCCGCUGUGUUGAAAUUAUUGGCAUGAAUGAAGAGAAGAUGUCUGUCAGUGAAAAAUUAUCAUUUGCUGCAAAAGGAAUUUUGUCAAAAGUAUUCCCAAAGCCUCGGAGAGCUUGGUUACCAACCGGAUGCUUGCAACUAAUGGAUACUUUACAUCAAGCUUUACCAAGCAUGUCCCUUAUUGCUUCAGACUUCAGCUAUCUUCCAGAUGUUAGCAUACCUGGUGACAGAGCUCCAUUGGUUUCGUCAAAGAAGGAUGGGAAAACAUCAGAUCACCGCAACUACCUUGAUGCUCAGGGUGAUGCUGAUAUCUUCUUCCCAACCGAUUUUCUGCUUUUGGAGCAGAUUGACCAUAACUCCUCUGGUUUCUCAAAAGAGCAGCAGAACCCUGGUGCAUUUAAACCAGUGAAGAAGAGGAGGACGAUCAUACUUGAUACUGCAGCCUUCAUGGAAGAGUUUGGCCUGCCAUUGAAGACGAGGACCAAAGAUGGAUAUAAUCCACUUCUUGACGAUUUCAAGAACACAAAGUUCUAUCUGAGCGUUCCGACCCACAACAGGAAGUAAUCAUCUUUUGUUGCUGCUUCUGUUAGCUGGUCAAGACAAGACACUAGCACACUAAAAAUUAGACAUGCCUAGUUAAAUACUCCACUACUCAGUAAACGAGUAGUCGAGUUUGGAGCCUCGUUGAGCGUCAUGGAACCUUACUAUCCAAAGGCCUUAUUUCUUUAAAAUCUCAAGUUUUUUUUUUUGUAAUUUUGGUGAUAUUUAAAAGAUAGAACAGUGAAUAAUAUCGUGAUGUACUCAAUUAAAAACCGUGCGUCAAAGUCGUUUUUUACACCACUCUA